This is a messenger RNA of Blumeria graminis f. sp. triticale, 99 nucleotides long. The record is from the annotation of a GenBank genome assembly. Lineage: Eukaryota; Fungi; Ascomycota; Leotiomycetes; Helotiales; Erysiphaceae.
AUGAUUGCGUGUAGCGUAGCACCUACAACUUUACAGCUAGUCGCCAAGGCUCUUUACACCUCUGAUGUAUUACAGCCACUCUCGGGAUGCUACGAAUAG